AUGGAUCAAAUGAUGGGAGGAGGCGACGGCGGUAUCGUCGGCCAAGCGGGGUUUCCUCUGGAGACCUGGUUUUGGGAAAUGCCUCUAUGCACACGAUGGUGGACUACAGCUACAGUACUUACGAGCGCCCUCGUACAAUGUCAAAUCGUUACGCCAUUCAAGUUGUUUUAUAGCUACCGAGCAGUCUUCCACCAACACCAAUUCUGGCGAUUGCUCACUACCUUCCUCUACUUCGGACCACUGUCCCUUGAUCUCGUUUUCCAUGUCUUUUUCCUCCAACGAUAUUCGCGAUUGCUCGAAGAAUCAGCCGGUCGAUCGCCAGCCCACUUCUCUUGGCUCCUACUUUACGCUACUACAUGUUUGAUAUGUAUGUCACCAUUAGUAUCCAUGCCGUUUCUUGGACACCCUCUAUCGUCCACGCUCGUCUACAUAUGGUCCAGGAGGAAUCCGGAGACGAGAUUGAGCUUCUUAGGCCUGUUGGUCUUCACCGCGCCAUACCUUCCGUGGGUCUUGAUGGGAUUCAGUUUGAUCGUACAUGGAGUGAUUCCUAAAGACGAGAUUAUGGGAGUCAUCAUCGGCCACGUGUGGUACUUUUUUUGCGAUGUAUAUCCGCCACUCCACAACGGCUCCCGACCAUUUGACCCUCCCAUGUGGUGGAGGCGUCUAUUUGACGGUGCACCAACACAAAACAUCGAUUCUGAUGGGGUCUUACACAAUGUUCCUGUUGGAGGCGCGGCGGCAGCAGCGCCUGAAGUACGAUAA
Molecule: messenger RNA, 762 nt
Organism: Glarea lozoyensis ATCC 20868
Lineage: Eukaryota; Fungi; Ascomycota; Leotiomycetes; Helotiales; Helotiaceae
Product: Rhomboid-like protein
Exons: 2
Coding region: 1-762 (253 amino acids)
Biological process (GO): endoplasmic reticulum unfolded protein response
Cellular component (GO): endoplasmic reticulum membrane; Hrd1p ubiquitin ligase ERAD-L complex
Molecular function (GO): ubiquitin-specific protease binding; misfolded protein binding
Source: RefSeq, a predicted model, not a curated record